Linum trigynum is the source of this 3541-nucleotide messenger RNA. The record is from the annotation of a GenBank genome assembly. Lineage: Eukaryota; Viridiplantae; Streptophyta; Magnoliopsida; Malpighiales; Linaceae.
AACAAGGGCUUGGCCUAGUGGUAACACCACUAGCCUUGAACCUGGAGGUCCCAGGUUCGAAUCCCUUAAGUAGUACCUUAAUAGCAACAAAAUGAACCUAUAUCACCCUUAUCAAAAAAAAAAAAAAAAAAAAAAAAAAAUUGGUAUUGCAAUGGAAUCAUUGUAUGAAUUUGAAUGCUUAAAAAAUUUGCUACAGAAAAAGUCAACCAUUUGGCGGAGGGUAGUAGUUGGCGUAGUUGCUAAUCGCUUCAUACUUUGUCCAAAAUCCAAAUCACAAUUUUGUCGUUGAGACUUGAGAGAGAAUCACAAGAAGUAAAAUAUUUUAUCGGAUGUCCCCGAAGGGACACAACAAGUAAAAUAUUAGUUUGAGUACUUUGUUUGUCAGUAUAAUAUUUUAACCACAUGGUUUUCCUUUGAUUUUUGCUUUAUUUGUUUUUUUUUUUUUGGCCGUGAAGACGUGAAGUACAGCAAACAGUGAAAGGCUCGGCAGUCAGCAGAGCAGAUGCAGUUAUCCCAAAUCGAAAUUGAGCCACAGGACAGGCCGAGUGACUGAUAGUGAGUCCGAAAGAGAGUGGAGGGAGAGAGAGAGAUCUCCCUUCUUCUUCUUCUUCUUCUUCUUCUUCCUCCUCCUUUCGCUCUCAGAUCUUUUUAUCUGUAAUGGCCGAUGAACCUUCCGUAACUCGCUGGAGCUUUCAGGAUUUCAAAACCAACUAUGAUGCCAAGUUCGGAAGAAAGAAAGCACCAGAUUCUGAAAACGGCACAGCUGAUAGAUCAGUCCCCAACGGGGAUUCUUCUUGCAUUGCUGCUAAUGGUAACGGCCACGUGAAGAACAACUCAUCUGACAUGGCCAUUUAUGAGCAGUUUAGAAACCUGCAGAACGGGAGCUCAGGUCUCCCCAAUGGAACUUUAUCCAAUGGAGUCAGUGAAGUGCCGCAGAAGUCCUUGCUCCCUGCUUUCGAUUCUGCUGAAACACGCUCUUUAGCUGAGGGUUUGUGCAGGGAUAUUAUUCGUGGGAGUCCAGAUGUCAAGUGGGAAAAUAUCAAGGGGUUAGAGAAUGCGAAACGCUUACUGAAAGAAGCAGUGGUCAUGCCGAUAAAGUAUCCCAAGUAUUUUACAGGUCUAUUAUCACCAUGGAAAGGCAUUCUUCUUUUUGGUCCUCCUGGGACGGGGAAGACAAUGCUUGCAAAGGCAGUUGCUACGGAGUGCAAAACCACAUUUUUCAAUAUCUCCGCAUCUUCUGUUGUUAGCAAGUGGCGCGGGGACUCAGAGAAGCUAAUAAAGGUCUUAUUUGAGCUUGCUAGACACCAUGCACCAUCAACUAUAUUCAUUGAUGAGAUUGAUGCCAUUAUUAGCCAACGAGGUGAAGGUCGGAGUGAGCAUGAAGCAAGCAGGCGUUUGAAGACUGAGCUGCUCAUUCAGAUGGAUGGAUUGAUGCGAACAAAUGAGCUCGUAUUUGUUCUGGCAGCAACGAAUCUCCCGUGGGAAUUAGAUGCAGCCAUGUUACGCCGCCUUGAGAAGCGUAUCCUCGUACCUCUUCCCGAGCCAGAAGCAAGAAGAGCCAUGUUUGAAGAACUCCUACCAUCCAGAAGUGACGAGGCAGAGCUUCCCUAUGACGUUUUGGUGGAGAGGACAGAAGGUUAUUCAGGUUCUGAUAUUCGUUUGGUUUGCAAGGAAGCUGCUAUGCAGCCACUAAGGCGUGUCAUGGCUAUCCUUGAAAACAAGGAGGAAAUCGUGCCUGAGGAUGAGCUGCCGCAAGUUGGGCCAAUAUCUGGUCAAGAUGUAGAUACUGCUUUGAAGAACACAAGGCCGUCUGCACAUCUUCACGCCCACCGGUAUGAGAAGUUCAAUGCAGACUACGGGAGUCAAAUUCUCCACUGAGGGCAAGUAUGGUUUUAACCUUACAUAUUUAUCUUGUGAAUUAGUGUGGCUGUGUGUGUGGGUACGUAGGUGUCCAGAUGAUUUGCGCGUUGAUUUGUGUUUCUGAAACUAUGUUCUUAAUCAGCAUUCAAGUCGAGCUCUUCAACUGAUUCUAAUUUCAAAAUAAAGGUUUGGUGCUAUGGUGCAGAUCUCUUCCCUUGUAAGCUGUAAUAUGCUAGUUUAUCAUUUCUCGUCUAUUAGUACUCCAAGCUUGAAAAGUUAGUGAUCUAAAUUUCUCACCUUGUAGUGGGUCGAAGGAUAACAGUUUUACAAGGGAUCUAUUGUUGUUUAACCGAAUUGAAAAUUGGCCAAGCAAGAACAAAACAUACGCCCUUCACAACCUAGUGGCCGGCCUGGAAAUUUCAAUUUGAAACCAACAUUUCGAUCAUAUUUAAGUUCAUCGAACCAAUAUUUAAGAUUUUUUAGAUAAUGGCACUGUUAGCCUCAGUAUUUAAUUCUAGAGUGAUGGAUGGAAGAGUGAUGGAUGGAGGAAAAAAUCCCAAGUUACACAUGUUUUUAAAAAAAAUUCUCAAAAUACACACGUUAUGAAAAUAAUUCCCAAUCUACGCAUGUUUGGGCCAUCAUCGCUGUCGACGAAGACAGUGAUUGCAUCACCGCUUUCGACGAAGACAGUGAUUGCAUCACCGCUGUCGACGAAGACAGUGAUUGCAUCACUGCAGUACACUGCCGCGGUGAAGGCCUGACCUGCGUCGAAACUUUAAACAAACGUAACUUUGUGCUCGGUUAUCCGAUCGUAGUGAAAUUUUUUUUUAUUCCGCAUAAUUUUUCGAGAUCUUGCAAGCUGCAAAUUGCCGUAGGCGGUUUGGUCCCGCCUUCGUCUCGAAAAUAUGUCGUUUGCUACCCCGAACGAGCCUUUUUUCGAUUUCGUCAAACUUUGAACGACCAUAACUUUGUGCUCCACAAUCCGAAAAUCAUGAACUUUUUUUUAUUUCGCAUAAAUUUUUAAGGACUACAAUUUUUAGUAGGACAGAAUUUUCAAAAAAUGAAUUAUUUAUGGAUAUAAGGGGUUUUGGGAAUAACUUUACCUUCCUUUUCAGGAAUCCAAGUACAUUCCGAAAAUAUGUCUAUGAUAAAAAUUGUAGUCCUUAAAAAUUUAUGCGAAAUCAAAAAAAAUUCAUGAUUUUCGGAUUGUGGAGCACAAAGUUAUGGUCGUUCAAAGUUUGACGAAUUCGAAACGAAUUCGAAAAAAGGAUCGUUCGGGGUAGCAAACGACAUAUUUUCGAGACGAAGGCGGGACCAAACCGCCUACGGCAAUUUGCGGCUUGCAAGAUCUCGAAAAAUUAUGCGGAAUCAAAAAAAAUUUUGCUACGAUCUGAUAACCGAGCACAAAGUUACGUUUGUUUAAAGUUUCGACGCAGGUCAGGCCUUCACCACGGCAGUGUACUGCAGUGAUGCAAUCACUGUCUUCGUCGACAGCGGUGAUGCAAUCACUGUUCUCGUCGACAGCGGUGAUGCAAUCACUGUCUUCGUCGACAGCGGUGAUGGCCCAAACAUGCGUAGAUUGGGAAUUAUUUUCAUAACGUGUGUAUUUUGAGAAUUUUUUUUAAAAACAUGUGUAACUUGGGAUUUUUUCCGAUGAAUGGAAUCAAUAUUUGAUUUGAAU